Trichoderma asperellum CBS 433.97 is the source of this 657-nucleotide messenger RNA. RefSeq lists its product as uncharacterized. Gene Ontology annotation, molecular function: DNA binding. NCBI's taxonomy places the organism in Eukaryota, Fungi, Ascomycota, Sordariomycetes, Hypocreales, Hypocreaceae. The record is from RefSeq and is a predicted model, not a curated record.
AUGUCAAGUCAAGCACCUCUCAUGCCCACCUUUAGGGGGCAUAUCUCCACCACCAUGGACGCUCUCAUCCUCUUUGAGUGCUGUUUACAUGGCCGUCUUAAUCACGUCCCCCGGCGCCCCCAUGACCGCGAGCGUCAGGAUCUGAUUGCCAGCGGAAACAUCUUCAUCUAUGAAGAGCAUGCUUCGGGCAUUAAGCGCUGGACCGAUGGCGUCUCGUGGAGCCCCAGCCGCAUCCUCGGCAACUUCCUCAUCUAUCGCGAGCUGGACAAGCCAUUCCCCCCUGGGGAGAAGAAGCGAGCGCUCAAGAAGAAGAAGAACAGCCAGGGCAUCAGUAAGCCCGACGCCCGCACCAACGCGGGGUUUUCCGCCGUCGGCAUGGAUCCGGCUCACAUCAAGGACCCGGAGCGCUCCCUGGUUGGCUCCCUGGUGGACUCGUACCCCUUCAAGAAGAAUGGCUUGAUCAAGAAGACGAUUAGUAUCACUUUUCAGGGCGUCCCGCACCACCUUGUCAGCUACUACAACGUUGACGACGUGCUCAAGGGAAAUCUGGUGACGCCAUCCAACUACCCUCUGUUUGCAGACGUCCAGCCUCGCGCUGAGCUGCUCAUGUCGCAGAACUUCCGCAACCCGCUGGACGAGGCGGCCAUCUUUAGCCAA